UGAAAAGAAUUUGUAGGAAGUCUUAGUUUAAUAGGAUCAGUCGUCCAGGCCUACUGCGAGUAUCUGGUGGUCCCCAUUCUAUUAUCCAGUCAGUCAUCGACGUCUGUGACAGAGACCACGCAAAAUCAAGAAUGGAAAAACGAUCUGGCUCGAGUUGGUUUGUGACCUGAGUCAAAACUGAGUUGUGAAUUUGGAUUCGGUGAAGAGAACGAAACAAAAGCAGAAUGGGAAAAGGACACGAUGAAAAGGAGGUCUCACUUGGAUGUGGUUUGGAGUGGCAGUCAAGCUCGUAGUGACUUGGGCCUGAUGUUGGAGUUCUUCAAGUCUGGGUGCCAUAGGAGUCGAGCCCCUGAAUUUAUUGGCACAUUUGUAUGACCAGCGAGUGAGUCAGAGAAGAUUCAGAGCACACACUCGAGUAGCUCAGGCACCAUGGUCCAGUGUUUGACUCCCCUGCCCAAUCCAUCGCGCUUAUGCCCCAAGGGAUUGUAUGCACACGCGAGUCUUUCUCUUCAGCAUGGAGAAAAUUCUCAGAUUUCCUCUACUCAGAACCAGUCAAAAUUGCAGAGGUUUUCUCAGUCUGCCAAGUUUGCAUCUGAAUUCUCUGUUUACAGAUCUCUCGCCGCUCCACGGCCUCAUUUCGACCGUCCAAGAGGUGCAACCAUGGACAUUCCUGGGGCGAGCGCGGUUGAGAUUUCUGAGCUAGCUGCUGCGACACCAACUGACAGUAUUCCGGUGCUGACCCUAACCGAGGUAGCCAACAGAUUACACGAUUACACGCACCCCAGAUGCAAACCAUACACAGCAAUGUACUCUAGUGUGGUGGGUGGGAUCACAUUAGAUCCAGCUGCUAUGGUGGUACCACUGGAUGACCACAUCGUCCAUAGAGGCCAUGGUGUAUUCGACACUGCAACGGUCUUCAAUGGGUUUCUGUAUGAGUUGGAUGCUCAUGUGGACCGGCUGCUGAGAUCUGCAGCCCAAGCCAGAAUACCUCUUCCCUUCCCUAGAGCAGUUCUGCGCAACAUUCUGGUACAGACAGCUGCAGCUUCGGGAACGAGGGAAGGAACACUGAGGUACUGGUUGUCGGUAGGGCCAGGAGAUUUCAACCUUUCUCCUGCUCAUUGUACUUCUACCUUUUAUGCUGUCAUGAUAGCGGAAGAGCGGAAGUCGAGGGAAAUCGUUGGAGGAGUGAAAGUUAUAACGUCCUCUGUGCCCAUCAAAAGACCCUAUUUUGCCACCAUGAAGACGACCAACUACUUACCCAAUGCCUUGGCGAAGAUGGAUGGUGAAGACAAAGGUGCAUAUCAAGCAAUAUGGCUAGACGAUGAGGGUUUUAUCGCAGAGGGAGCCAACAUGAAUGUAGCUUUUGUCAGUAAAGGGACCUUGAUGGUUCCUUCAUUUGAUAAUAUUCUAAGUGGAUGCACGGCCAAGAGGAUGCUGGUUCUUGUAGAACAAUUGGUUGCAAAUUCAUCCUAUAAUGGGGGCGCUCUCUUAAACGUCAAGGUUGGAAGAAUCACUGUGGAAGAAGCCAGAAAGGCUGACGAGAUGAUGCUGGUCGUAAGCAGUCAUCUCAUUCUUCCUGUCACUGAGUGGGAUGGACAAGCAGUUGGAAAUGGCGAGGUUGGACCUGUAGUCAAACAGCUGUUAUCGUUAAUGGAGGACGACCUUUUCAAUGGCCCUCCAGAAGUCAGGGAGGCUGUACCAUACAAAAACUAAAAUCAGUUCAUCGAAAGCCACAGCAAGCGAAGUUGACAAUGUUUUUCUAAACUCCAUCCUUUGUGUUAAGAUCACUGUUUUGAAUCAGAAAAUCAGGGGGGGCCUUCAGAGCAGGAAUCCAGGUUAGAUUAUUAGCUUUUUUUUUUCUCAAUAUUCGCUGAAAUUUCAUUGCACCAUUCCUAUCAUAGAGGCAUAUUAUUAAAAUCAAGCAUUUUUGUGAGCGCUGGGUAUACUUCAGGAAUAAGAAAUCCAUUUAGCACACGGAGUGGAUUGUGGCAUUGGAGUACAAACAUUCAAACAUUCUUUAGUUUUUUUAAGUGGGUCUCUAAAGAGAGACUUUCAGUAAUCAGUCCUGUUCAGUUUUGUCACUGGCAGACACAGAUCUGGUAUCAUUAGGUUCUUUGCUUAAUAUGAAGAUUAUUGCUUUCGUUAAUGGCCGAAUCACCUGGUGAGACAGAUCCUGUACAGACUGUCACCACAUCACAUGAUUGGGAUAAGAAUAGAGUAAUUUCCCCGAUGACUUGAAUUUCAUACUGAAUGUGGAAAUCGGUGUGGAGCUUACUAUUUGCUCACAAGCUUGCCUUUUUCAAGAAAGGACGUACAUAUGAAUCACUUAUGUGAAUGCUUCGG
Marchantia polymorpha subsp. ruderalis is the source of this 2343-nucleotide messenger RNA. NCBI's taxonomy places the organism in Eukaryota, Viridiplantae, Streptophyta, Marchantiopsida, Marchantiales, Marchantiaceae. The record is from the annotation of a GenBank genome assembly.